AUGGCUUUUACUAAACGUCUUGCGAUUCAUUUUCGUAGUAUACAAAAUAACCCACCCCUAUUAUGUUAUGCAGAACCCGAAGAUCCCAGUAAAACGAUGGCUCAUUGGAUUGAAGAGUCAAAAGACAUGCCGUAUGCUGAAGGCAAAUUUCAUUUGACGAUUGGCUUUCCUACAGACUUUCCAUUGAUACCACCCACAAUUCAUUUUAUCACACCAGUUUUUCAUCCAAAUAUCAGUGCAAACGGUGAAAUCUGUUUGGAUAUUCUAUUAUUCACAAUGGUCUCCAGCGCUAACUCUACGUGGCCUCCUCAGUCUUUAUGUUCGCUAUUGACAGAUCCGAAUACAGAACAUGAACUUAAUAGAGAUGCACUAAAGCUCUAUCGAACAGAUAAAACAAAAUAUGAUAAUACAGUAAGAGCUUAG
Messenger RNA from Rotaria socialis, 423 nucleotides. NCBI's taxonomy places the organism in Eukaryota, Metazoa, Rotifera, Eurotatoria, Philodinida, Philodinidae. The record is from the annotation of a GenBank genome assembly.